CCUUCAAACAAAAUGGAGCUCAGAACCACAAGUCCAUCCCAAUGCUGCUAUGAGUUCUGCACUGGGAAAUUUGAGGCAGCUAAUUGAGGUCUUAAAUCCUUGGAGUGUAAUUGAAGGAGUGGCGAGAGUGGGCGUGUCAUCGGAGGUGACGUUUCCGGAAGCUCCGACUGUCAUCCUUCAGGAAAGAACUUACUGGUCCAAUGUCUGACCAUGGGGAUGUGAGUCUCCCACCCCAAGACCGGGUGAGGAUUCUGUCCCAACUUGGGAGUGCAGUUGAAUUAAAUGAAGACAUUCCACCCCGCCGCUACUUCCGUUCUGGUGUUGAGAUCAUCCGCAUGGCAUCCAUUUACUCUGAAGAAGGCAACAUUGAACAUGCCUUUAUCCUCUACAACAAGUACAUCACGCUGUUCAUUGAAAAACUUCCAAAACACCGAGACUACAAAUCAGCCAUCAUUCCUGAGAAGAAAGAUGCGGUCAAGAAAUUAAAGAACGUUGCUUUCCCUAAAGCAGAAGAACUUAAGACGGAACUCUUGAAAAGAUACACCAAAGAAUAUGAGCAGUAUAAAGAACAAAAGAAAAAGGAAGAGGAGGAACUUGCCCGGAAUAUCGCCAUCCAGCAAGAGCUGGAAAAAGAGAGACAGAGAGUUGCCCAGCAGAAACAGAAGCAGCUGGAGCAGGAGCAAUUCCAUGCCUUUGAGGAGAUGAUCCAGAAGCAGGAGCUGGAAAAAGAGCGGCUAAAAAUUGUCCAAGAGUUCAGGAAGGUGGACCCUGGCCCGGGUGGGCCUCUGCUCCCUGAUCUGGAAAAGCCUUGUGUAGAUGUGGUCCCCACCUCACCCACGCAGACUUCAGACUGUAACCGAACCGUGAGGCCAGCUAAGCCGCCCUUGGUGGACAGGUCCCUGAAACCUGGGGCACUAAGCGUCAUAGAAAACGUUCCCACCAUCGAAGGCCUGCGCCACAUUGUGGUGCCCCGCAAUUUGUGCUCGGAAUUUCUCCAGCUUGCCAGUGCCAAUACCGCCAAAGGCAUUGAAACUUGUGGAGUCCUCUGUGGAAAACUGAUGAGAAAUGAAUUCACAAUUACACAUGUUCUCAUCCCCAGACAAAAUGGUGGGCCUGAUUAUUGUCACACAGAGAAUGAAGAAGAAAUUUUCUUUAUGCAGGAUGAUCUCGGACUCCUCACUCUUGGCUGGAUCCAUACUCACCCAACCCAAACAGCCUUUCUAUCCAGUGUGGAUCUGCACACUCACUGCUCCUAUCAAAUGAUGUUACCAGAAUCCAUAGCAAUUGUCUGCUCCCCCAAGUUCCAAGAAACUGGAUUCUUUAAGUUAACUGAUUAUGGCCUUCAAGAGAUUUCAACCUGCCGGCAGAAAGGCUUUCACCCUCACGGCAGAGACCCCCCUCUGUUCUGCGACUGCAGUCAUGUCACUGUCCAGGACAGGAUUGUGACCAUCACAGACCUUCGAUAAAUCUCAGUCGUGAUCCAGGGAGUUGGCUCAUUGGGUAAAGGCACUUGCGCCCAAGCCCAGCAGCCCAAGUUCAAUUCCUGGGACCCACAUGAUGGAAGGAGAGCAUCAACUUCCCCCAAGUUGUCCUCUGACCUCCACUUGUGCGCUGUGGUAUGUGUGUGGGCACGCGCACACACACACACACUCACACACACACUCACACUAAAUAAAUAAAUAAAUAAAUAAAUAAAUAAAUAAAUAAAUAAAUAAAUAAAUGUAAUUUACAAAGUCUUACCCUCCUCCUGAGUUACACACCCUGAUCAGUUUACUACCCAUCCACCCCACCCCGCCAUGGAAUUAAGCUUUUAAGACAGAAUAUGAAAGGGUCAACACCAAUGGGAGACUGUUGAUCUUUUUAAUUUGUUAUUUGAAAAUAAGCCAUUUUAUUUUUUUUAAGGCAAAUCUGAAAAAUGAGCAAAUCACACCAAGCAACUAACUCAAAAAUUAGGAUGCAAGAGAAAGCAUCUCUUUAGAGCCAACCGCUGGCCUUUGUCCCUCUGGUGAUUUAUCUGCCAACUUGUUCGUCUCUACCUUUGGACUAAAUAAGGGCGUCUAUGCAAAACUAUGAAAGCCAUUUUGAAGGAUUUGGCCUUUUCUUGUUUGUGGCAUUACUAAGGGAGUGCAUCACUCUGGAGGGAAGUGCAUGAGGAGCUCACAGGCCCUAUAAGUUGAUUUUGUUUAAAAAAAA
Molecule: messenger RNA, 2193 nt
Organism: Peromyscus leucopus (white-footed mouse)
Lineage: Eukaryota; Metazoa; Chordata; Mammalia; Rodentia; Cricetidae
Gene: Stambp
Product: STAM binding protein
Exons: 11
Coding region: 201-1466 (421 amino acids)
Biological process (GO): protein K63-linked deubiquitination
Cellular component (GO): cleavage furrow; endosome
Molecular function (GO): protein binding; metal-dependent deubiquitinase activity; K63-linked deubiquitinase activity
Source: RefSeq, a predicted model, not a curated record